Messenger RNA from Echinops telfairi (small Madagascar hedgehog), 5366 nucleotides. It is a transcript of the gene LRRC9, whose product is annotated as leucine rich repeat containing 9. NCBI's taxonomy places the organism in Eukaryota, Metazoa, Chordata, Mammalia, Afrosoricida, Tenrecidae. Bases 104 to 4570 code for a protein of 1488 amino acids. The record is from RefSeq and is a predicted model, not a curated record. The transcript is spliced from 33 exons. Gene Ontology annotation, molecular function: protein binding.
UAUUGGAAGUUCUGAGUGGGAUUUGACGGGUUUCGAAUUGCCCCGGAAUCCCUCCUUUCUCUGGAAUACGAUACAUUGUUAUGACCAUUGUUUUUAAUGGAAGAUGAGUGAAAGUGAAAACCUAACUAAAGAAGAAAUACUUAAAGAACUGUGUUUAUGCAAUGGUUUAUCUUACGAGAUGCUCGAACAAGAAGGAUCAGAAACUACAAAACUGGAAAUGUUUUUCUCAGGAUAUCCUCGUAUCGUUGGAUUAUCAUUAUUUUGUAAUCUAACAAGUCUCACAAUUAUAGCUCAAGAUAUAAAAGAAAUGUCAGGAUUAGAGACUUGCGUACUGCUUAAAGAACUUUGGAUUGCUGAAUGCUUCAUAGAGAAAAUUCAAGGUCUUCAAGGAUGUAGAAACUUGGAAAAACUAUAUUUAUAUUAUAAUAAAAUUUCCCAAAUAGAAAAUUUAGAGAAAUUAGUCAAAUUGGAAGUUCUCUGGCUAAACCACAAUGCAAUUAGAAGUAUUGAGGGCUUGCAAAUGUUGAAGAAGUUAAAUGAUCUCAACCUUGCUGGAAAUCAAAUAAGUAGCAUUGGUCGAUGCCUUGACCCCAUUGAACUACUGGAAAGACUAAACCUUUCUGGUAACCAGUUAUGUUCUUUCAAGGAUCUCACUAACUUAACCAGGCUGCCACACUUAAAGGAUUUAUCACUGAAUGAUCCUCAGUAUAAAACCAAUCCAGUUUGUCUACUGUGCAAUUAUUCCAUACACAUAUUGUAUCAUUUGCCUUACCUUCAGAGACUUGAUACAUUUGAUGUGUCAUCAAAGCAAAUCAAGGAGCUGGCAGAUGCCACAACAAUGAAAAAAUUAAUGUAUUACAAUAUGCGCAUAAAGACUGUGCAGAGACAUCUUAAUGAAGAGCUUGAAAAACUGAAUGACCGAAAAUGCAAAUUACAAAAGUUGCCAGAAGAACGAAUAAAAUUAUUCAGAUUCACUAGGAAAAAUUUGGAACAAGAGCUGGCUGAACUUAAGAGAUGUGGCAAAGGACACAGUGAGAGAUCUAGUAACAGUAAAGUAUCUGAACUUGAACAAUCGAAGACCUGUGAAGCAUUCACAGAAGAACCAAACUUUCAACAGAAGAUACUGCUAAAACUAAAAGCCUUGAAUGAAAGGGUAGCAUUCUGGACCAAAAAAAUGGAUGAAAUUGAAGAAAUGUAUCAUAUUGAAGUAAAGAAAAAGAAGAAAAGUUAUGGUUUAUUGAUCCCCUGUUUGUUAAUUGAGUUGGAGACUGUGGGAAAUAUUCAUUUUGAAGAAGGCAAUCAAUCUGAUGACUGGUUCAACUCCUGCCAUGAAUUAAUGCUGUCGCGUUUUUGCUCCUGGGACUUCAGAAUGUACGGCAUCACAGGAGUGAAAGUAAAACGUGUCAUUAAAGUGAACAACCGUAUUCUUCGUCUAAAAUUCGAAGAGAAAUUCCAAAAGUUUUUGGACAGUGAAGAUAUACACGAUUCAGAGAGCCACCGAAAGACGAUGGAAUGCCUGUUUUAUAUUUUUGAGCCUGACAUCAUCAUGAAGAGAAAACAUCUACUGCACGUUCUUGAAGAGGGGUUCCAAGAGGAGGAAGCCAGCAAGCUGCCUCUCAAAAAAGAAGCUGUGAUUCUCACUAAUAGCCUAAGUCUGUGUGAGUGUCCCAGAGUUGAUUUUUUACAAUACAAGGAUGAGAAGAAAAGCUCUUUGGAUCCUGAGCUCUUCAGACAUGGUAUCCUCCUCAUUACAAAGGUUUUCCUUGGUCAUAGUGUUCAGGCUAUGGAGGUGGACAACAUCUGUCAAGACAACUAUCCAAUGGUUAAUUCCGUGUUCAUUCCUCGGAAAUAUUUACUAAAUUCUAUUGAACAAAAGCACUGUGACUGCAGCCUUCGGCAGUGCAAGUGGUUUGUCUUUGAUCACGACUUUGUUUUGCCGGAAUACAUCGUUGAAUUUGAGUUCCUUACAAUGGUCAAGGCUCAAUCUUUAUUUUCUUCAUUCAACAAUAUUCUAGAAGAAAGCAAAAAACAGUAUGAAGGAUCAGUUUUAUCCUAUGAGUUGAAACUGGAUGAAGAAGUUAUGAAAAUGGAGCCCUUGAUCAAGCCUAGACCGAAACUUACUACUUUGGAUGAAAAAACAAUACUUUCGAUUGCCAGAGCUCACGUUUACAGUCAUAUUGUGAGCCUGAAUCUACAUGGAAACAGCCUGAGUAAACUGAGAGAACUCUCCAAGUUAACGGGUCUUCGAAAACUUAAUAUCAGCUUUAAUGAAUUUACUUGUUUAGAUGAUGUAUAUCACUUGCAUAACUUGGAGUAUUUGGAUGCGAGCCAUAAUAACGUGAUAACCCUGGAGGGGUUUAGAGGUCUGAUGAAACUGAAACACUUAGAUCUGAGCUGGAAUCAACUGAAGAAAUCUGGUGAUGACAUAAAUACGUUAUGCAAGCAAACCACAAGCCUCCUCACGCUUGAUAUUCAUCAUAAUCCAUGGCAAAAGCCAGCCACAUUGAGGCUGAGUGUUGUUGGCAGAUUAAAGACUCUUACUCAUUUAGAUGGAAUCCCCAUUUCUGAAGAAGAAUCAUCUGCAGCAAUGAAAUUUAUUGCCGGAACAAAGAUUACUCAGUUAUCUCUUUUACAACAUUCUAGUACAAAAGAGGAGAGGCCUCGGGUGCUCAGCACAUGGCCUUUUGCCAAAACAUUGACCCAGAUUUCAAAGUCAGGACCAUAUUCACAUCUGAAUGGAAACUGGCAUUUGAAGAUAACUGCCCUAAAUUUAGAUGGACAACAUCUCUUUGAAAUCACAAAUUUAGAGAAACUGGUAAAUCUGAAAUGGGCAUCGUUCAGUAACAAUAAUCUCACAAAAAUGGAAGGCUUGGAUUCCUGUAUUAAUUUGGAAGAGCUUACAUUCGAUGGAAACUGUAUCUCAAAGAUAGAAGGUAUCUCAAAACUGACUAAAUUAACCCGCUUCAGCAUUAAUAAUAAUCUUCUCACUGGUUUGGAGAAGCAUACAUUUGAUAACCUGCUUCAUCUGCAUUCCCUUUCUCUUGAGAACAACAGAAUCACUUCAUUAAGUGGUUUACAAAAAGCUUUUACUCUAAUUGAAUUAUACAUAAGCAAUAACUACAUUGCUCUCAACCAGGAGAUCUACAAUUUAAAGAGCUUAUGCAACCUGGUCAUUCUAGACAUGUAUGGAAAUCUUUUCGUUUGGAAUCAAGAAAAUUAUCGAUUAUUCGUAAUAUUUCAUCUUCCAGAACUGAAAGCUUUGGAUGGAAUUUCAAUUGAGCCACCGGAGAUUGAGAGUGCGAGAGAUUUGUUUGGUGGCAGACUUACUUCUGACAUGAUUGCAGAAAGACAGGGAAAUUCAGACUUCACCCAAAUGCAUGAACUAAACUGGACUUCAUCAUCUAUCAGAACUGUGGACUUGGUUCCAGUGGAUCAAUUCAGAAGUGUGCGGAAUGUGAAUCUACAAAACAACAAUCUUACUUCAUUCAGUGGAUUGAUUUAUCUGCCUAACGUGAAGGUAUUAUGCCUCAAUUAUAAUCACAUUGAAUCAAUCGUGCCCAGACUAAAGCCUCAGACCCACUUAACCAACAGACAACUACUCUACCAAAAAGUGCCCUCGAGUGGCUAUGGACAGCAAGGAACUUCAAAAAUAAACAGAGAGACAGUGGUCUUUGAAAAUUUGCCUCCAAUCAUGCACAGUUUAGAAGUCCUUCAUUUGGGUUACAAUGGAAUUUGUAAUUUAAUUCAGCUACAACUUAACAGACUAACAAAUUUAAAGUACCUCUUUCUACAAGGGAAUGAAAUCAGCCAGGUUGAAGGGCUUGACAAUUUAGCAGUCCUUCAGGAAUUGAUAGUGGAUCAUAACCGUAUCAGAACAUUUCAUGACAGUGCCUUUGCUAAACCAAGCUCUCUGUUGGCACUUCACCUGGAGGAGAACAGACUGCGAGAGCUGAGCAAAUUACAGCCUUUGCUAAAACUCGAGAAACUCUUCCUAGGAUUUAACAAAGUCCAGGAUAUGGCAGAACUGGAAAGACUUGAUGUCCUCUCUUCUCUCAGAGAGCUUACAGUUUAUGGUAAUCCAAUUUGUAGAAAAGUGCUACACCGCCACAUGCUCAUAUUUCGACUGCCAAAUUUACAGAUAUUAGAUGGGCUUCCUGUGAAUGCAGAUGAUAGGGCAAAGGCAGAAUUUCACUUCACUGAACUACAGACAAAGAAAAAUCUGCUUAUUCCUGUUGCCAACACGCCGGUAGAUGGUGGAUCUUAUGGCCAAGCGAAAGCUCCUCCUAUAAAGAUAACAAAUGUAAUUCUGCUUGGUGGAAAUAACCACAACUUGGGAUCUGACCUUACUUCUGAAGUUGAAGACAAAAAAACCAAGAAUGCAGUGAAUCUGACAAAUAACACCCGAAGCUUCCAUACAGAACCAGCUUUUCGGCAACUAAGAGGGACAAAUCUUUCCCAAUCUCUUUUAUCACAACAGAAUGUCACAUCUCUAACUGCGCAAACACACCAGAGUAACCAAGAAGAAGGGAGAAUGCCUGUUAACAACCUUCCCAGGUCAAAUCGAAUGUAACUGCUUAAGGAGAAAUGAUGAUACAGCAAGAGAUCUAUUUCUCUUUAGUAGUUGUACAAAAACCGGUAGAGAGUAGUGGGUGAAAAAAAUAUGAAUAUGAUAAUCCUGUUACUAAAGCAUUUCUGUUCCAUUAUCACCCCUGGUGAAUUCUACCUCAAAUCACUCCUUUAUUGCUUUCUUUAUGGUUAUUCUAGUUUUUCUUUGGAUGUCUAUGCUAGAGAGAAUCAUGAACUAGGAUUAUAGCAACCAUCAGUUUGAAAAGGUAAAAGUGGCAUGCAACCAAGUCCAGAGAACUAAAUCCUUCCUCCCAGUAAUGGAAAGAUUUAUUCAUAAAAUAUCACUAUGGCCAGCAUAAGAAGAUAUUAAGAAAAAGUAACAAUAAGCAUAUUUCAUAUAAUGCCUCUUCAUUUGGGGUUAUAAAAAAAUAAAGCAUGUAGUUCUUACCAAAAACAGCUCUCACAAAAGCAAGAUUUUUGUUAGUUUAACUAAAGAUUACAGUUUUCACCUUCUACUUACAAAAUAUAUAUCCUCCAACAAGGCUGCUCCCCAAAUUGUUUAGAGAUGUAAAUUGUGGCCUUUAAUAGUAGCUCCUGAAUUUGACCACUCCGUCACUCAGAUUCCAAGAAAAGAGGAAAAAGAAUAAUUUCAUAUCCAAAUUCCUGUUGUAUAUAUUAUGCCCACAGUGAUCCUAAAGCAAAGAUAUAUUUAACCUGAGUGUAGAAAUUUUAAUUUUUGACCUUUAAUAGUAGUAUUUUACUUAAAAUAGUUUUUCUAAACUAUUAUACUGAAUAGUAAG